Messenger RNA from Synchiropus splendidus (mandarinfish), 2842 nucleotides. RefSeq names its product SUZ domain-containing protein 1-like. The record is from RefSeq and is a predicted model, not a curated record. NCBI's taxonomy places the organism in Eukaryota, Metazoa, Chordata, Actinopteri, Syngnathiformes, Callionymidae. The coding region runs from base 542 to 1027 and encodes 161 amino acids. The transcript has 4 exons.
CUAGUUUAUAUACUGUAUAUGCACAUAUAGUUUUAACGGCGUGCCAAUUUGACUUAAUUUUCAAAUAUCCAGUUGGGGUAGACUGCAUCUCGUUCUACUGUGUAAUUUCAGUGCUUCCUUUCCAACUCUUCUGACAGCACUUGAACACAUCACGGGAUUUUACGGGCACUGCACAAAAAAAUCGGGCGGAACUAGUAUUUAAAAAUACUUGUAUAGACGGGCACAAGCCUUAGUAUGACACUCUAUUGUAAAACAGGUCGCCGUGUAUCCGAUGUGUCAGGCGUUUGUCUGUUUUUGCUGUUGUGAAAGCGAACCAACCAGUAAAGUUAGUUGAGUAAGCUAAGCUAACGUCACUUCGCUACUCGCGGGCAUGCAUUUUAAGAACGAGUUACGCAUCUCUCGUAUCUGUUGUGAGUACAAACAGAGAAUGUUCCGACUGUGAUCUACAUAACGUAGCCUGUGUGGUUUUCUGAUCUGCAUCUGGAGCAAACUCAUUAUCCGGUGGCGUCGACUAGCUAAGCGGCUAACAUUCGUGUUAAACAUGGAGGACGAAGAAGUGGCAGAUAGCUGGGAGGAAGCGGCGGACAGCGGGGAAAUUGAAAGAAGAAUUGAGGCAAAGCUGAAGAUAAACCAGAAAGCAAAGAAAUCCAGUUUGGGUUUGGAUGGUUCACCUGUGCGCACUGCUAUUGUAAUACAGGACGACUCACUUCCCGCUGCCCCUCCACCUCAGAUUCGGAUUUUAAAACGGCCAACUAAUAACGGUACUGCUGGGAAUACUGGCUCUGCAACUCGUCCCUCCCAGCAAAUGAAGUCUUUGGCGCAGCGUGAGGCAGAGUAUGCAGAAGCUCGACGACGGAUUUUGGGCAGUGCUUCUUCAGAAGAGACGCCUCAGGACAAUUCCUGCCUGGAAAGGCCAGUACGUGUGAGUACACAGCACCCACCAUCAGAACCAGUCCGUCCCGGCAACCAUGCCAUCCGCCAACCCACAGGGCCAAAUGGCACUUCUGGAUUCCGACUUUGCAGAUAAAGCCUGGUGCCAGGGAUAGUUUGGCUGCUGUGGGCAGGGGACGAGUGGGCGCUUACAAGGAGUAUACAUGGUGUGUUGAGCAGAAUGGUGUGAUGAUGCUGAAUGUGACAGACGUGAAGCUGUACCUCUGUGCUCUCGGCUCAGCUUACUUUAGGUCUUGCCUUCUGCCUCGUCUCUCCCGUUGUGGAACACAAUAAGGGGCGGGUAUGAAAAAUCCAAACCCAUUUUGUUCCACACUGUGAUUAGACUUGCACCUUUACACACUGUGAUACCGUGAUGACGCCUGGCCCCUCAUACUGACUCUGGGUGAUCUGCAUCGGGACUCUGGCCCUACAGAAACAUCUUCAAAGUUUGUCAAUCUCGCUAAAGGAAUGGUAAAAGGAUAAGCUGGACUUUUACAUGGCAGAAAUUGGAGGACCUUUGGAUCAGCCAUGGCUUCAUUGUCAACUUGGAGGAGAAUUCAGUGUUUGGCACGGUUAAGGCUGUUCAACUAAGUUAGCGGUGAUGGAAUGUGAAGAGGUUUAUGUUUUAGUCCUCAUCUGGUGUAGACAGCUUGGAACGAAAGCUAAGCGAUGCUCGCUGGACACACAGGAGGGAAAAUCUAAUUGAAUUUAAGUUUUUCAAGCAAUAAUAUUCAAGUUCCUCCCUGGCUUUUUUACAGAUUGUCCAACUUUCUGUGUUGUGUUUUUUAAUCAUUUGCUUUGACUUAGUUGUAUUUUUUUAGUUUUUGAAACAAGAGAGCAGUAGUUUUUCAGAUUGUUUACCGCUCCAUGAUAAACUCCAUCAAUGAUGUCAUAAUAAAGUCCAUAUGUAUUUGAAAAGUCACAUCUAUUUAUCAAUAGGUUUUGUGUAUGUUUUUUCACGUGUUGUCUUUGUGGUACAGAGAAUAUUGUUUGUGCUCCAAACAGCUGCACUACAUUUAUGAUUGUGAGUUUGAAUAUACAUUCUGGGUGAAAAAAAACUUUGGGGUUUUUUUUGGUGUUGUUCUGAAUGAAAAGGGUGAUCUGGUCAAUGUUGGUUGUUACGAGGAACAGUUGCCACUGACUGGUUAAGUUUCUCUACCAAUGGAGCUUUCAUCGUAUGUGGUUGUACGUCAGUCCAUUGACAUACGUUCUUAAGUUACCAAUCAAUACAUAUUUAAUGAUGCCUGCAGCAACUCUAAGCUAUUGUUACUUGCCUUAAUGAUCCUUGUGAUUAUAUUAACUUUUCAAUUUCCAGUGCUUGUCUGUCUGGUUAAGCUUUUCAUUGGUCAGAGUGAAUUGUCCAUAACUCUGUUCCAAAUAGCUGUCACACAAAAACCAGCUGAAUUAUUAUUUGACACAUUUUUUUCUUUUCUUUUUUUUGAGAGCGGAGUUUGUUUACAUGCACCUAUGUUAAUGGAUAUAGUACUCAUUUUGAGUUUCAAAGUGAUAUCUAAGUUAUAUAUCUGUGUGACAGGAUGUGUAUGAAGAUCCAGAUAUCUUCAUGGCAAUUAAGCUAGCACAUAGUUAUCUUCAAUUGGAAGCACUCAGGUAAACAAAGAGUUUUGAAAUGGAAGGAUUCAGUAGGGUUUACUGUUUACAUGAAAGUUGGUAUCCAAAUCCUACCAAACCGGUCCUGAGGUGUGCAUGUAAACAUACUCAUUGUUUUCAGGAUACUUGCAUCUCCCAAACACAUUCUAAUGUUUAAGCGACAUAUUGGUUCUGUAACUUCCACAUAGACUCAGAUCAUAAUAUGUACCGGUGUGUCUGCAGGUUACCUAUUUGCACACUGCGGAAGUUGGGUGUUGCUUCAAAUAAGGAAGGAAUAAGUAAAAGAAUGGCUACCCUUUAAUAA